AGAUCAUUUAUUUCUGCCAAUGAAUCUUUGCAAUGUCAUAUACCUCUCUUCCUCUAUCAGCGAGGCUGCUGGUCGCUCUUGGCCCCCCAGCUACUAUCCUGGCCACAGCGAGCGUCUCACCCCGCGCGGCGCUCUUUACGCCCCUGGCCUUUCUGCCUACAGCCUGGUUCUACAAGAAAUGGCAACAGAGGAUCAAUAAUGAGUCUACAAAAUCCGAGAAGGAAUCGUCAGAAUCAGAGCUAGAGCCAGAAUCACAGCUAGAACCCUUGGUUUGGACCUUCGCCGCCGCCAGCACGCUGGGAAUCACGACCGCAGCAGCGACGCAGGGCGCCAUCUGCGUGCUGGCCAGCAAACUCCUCUUUCCAUCGCAAGACGUGCGCAGAACCUUCUGGGAAGAGUUCCGACGGGCUUCGAUCGCAGAUCUCACGGCAGGGGAACUCGCGUCGCGCACCCAGCUCGCUUCGUCGUGGCAGAACUGGGCUUUCAACGCCGUGUUAGCGUUUCUCGCGGCGGGGUUGAUCGAGGAGAUUAUCAAAUUCCUGCCUGUCGUAUAUGCCAGAAAGAAGAAAGCCAGCAAGUCAAAGCGAAAGUCGAAUACGUAUGUGGACUACGCCAUCGCGGGAGCCCUGGGAUUCAGUCUCGCAGAACAGAUCGGAUUCAUUUACGUGGCGUGCGAACCAGGCCAUGAAACAGGCUGGAUUCUUGUCCGCACCCUGGCCGAACGGGCUGUCGGGUCUCUAGGUCAUCUGCUUGUCGCCUGGUUGACGGCGUUACGGGCUCGGGAUCAAAGAACUACAGAUGGUAACGAUUCCAUGCCCUGGUGGAAGGUUGUUGGUCCGUCGGCACUCCUGCACGGCAUGUCGGAUAUGAUUGUCUUCUCAGCCAGUGCGGUGGCAGGCAACGUGGGUUUCAUCCAUCCGAGUGGAAGCUUGGCUGUUGCCAUGAUCGGUCUGGCGGGGAGUGUUUGGAGUGUAGCAGGUUGGAUGGUAAGGAGAGAACUUCAAUAUGCCAGUACAGUAUAGUAGUACAGGAUAGUAUAGUAUAGUAGUGUAUAACCUCAUCUCAAUUCCUAUUUACUCAUUGCAUUAUUCAUCCCAGAAAUUAUACGUUGUCGGCGCUGGAUCACUGGCAUACCGCUCCCUCACCCCAAACAAGUCGCUCGUCAGAUUCGGCGGGUUCGACGUGCCUGUCGGGCCAAGCGGUUGAAGCAGGAAUACGCAUCCGGAUUCACGGUAGUGGUCUCUGGUGGCUUUCCAGACGUAGCUGUAUGUAUUGGGGACGUCAUCCUCUAAUAAGACUGGAACGUCGCAUGCUUCGUAGAGCGAGUUCCGGGCUGUCACCACGUCCCAGGUGACGUUUACCAGGUCGCCGACGAUGAAUUCAUCAAUAGAGGCCGUCGGAAAGGUGAAGCCCUCGGCC
Molecule: messenger RNA, 1419 nt
Organism: Penicilliopsis zonata CBS 506.65
Lineage: Eukaryota; Fungi; Ascomycota; Eurotiomycetes; Eurotiales; Aspergillaceae
Exons: 2
Coding region: 33-1022 (329 amino acids)
Molecular function (GO): peptidase activity
Source: RefSeq, a predicted model, not a curated record